AUGAUUGUAGCAGGAUUGAUCAAUAGUGCUUUAUUGAUGAUUGCAAUUAAUAAUAGUGAACCACGUAAAACUGGUUGUGGUAUUUAUCUAAUAAAUACAUCAAUUACUACUCUAUUUACAAUGAUUAUAUUUUUAUUGAAAUUUCCGAUACUUAUCAUUGCACAAAAAACAUAUAUUACGAAUCGUUUAUUCCUACAAUUACAAUGUACUUCAAUAGAUUUUUUGCUACGAAUUGGUCUUAACAUGGAUCAAUCGUUGUCUGCAUGUAUAGUCAUAGAACGAGCAGUUGCCCCAAUAAAAGGAACCAGUUUUAAUAAGAAGAAGAGUAAAGAAAUGGUUAAAUAUAUCAUUCUUAUUCUUCUAAUUUUGAAUAUUGGUACAAUUAUUCAUGUUCCUAUUCAUCGACAUUUGACAAAUGAUGAUGAUGAUGACGAUGAUAGCGAGAAAAGAAUUUGGUGUAUUGUUACUUAUUCAUCUAGUCUUCAAACAUUUAAUACAGUGGUAAAUAUAUUUCAUUUCUUGACUCCAUUUAUUAUUAAUUUGAUUUCGGGUCCGAUCAUUAUCGUAAUGACUGCUCGACAGCGAACAACUGUUCGAAUUCAUGAAAGCUAUCGAAACAUUAUAUCAACAAUUUGA
Rotaria sp. Silwood2 is the source of this 636-nucleotide messenger RNA. The record is from the annotation of a GenBank genome assembly. Lineage: Eukaryota; Metazoa; Rotifera; Eurotatoria; Philodinida; Philodinidae.